This is a messenger RNA of Macrosiphum euphorbiae (potato aphid), 312 nucleotides long. NCBI's taxonomy places the organism in Eukaryota, Metazoa, Arthropoda, Insecta, Hemiptera, Aphididae. The record is from the annotation of a GenBank genome assembly.
AUGGACAAUCAUAAUAGUAUUUUGAUGUGUGAAUCUGAUUCUACUAAGAAAACUCUCCCAGAAAAAAAUAAAAAAAUUCAAGAUACAGAAUUAGUUUUAACAUGGUUCAAUAUGUUACUUAAGGAACCGAGUCACUAUUGUAGAAAAUAUUCUAACAAAAUUUAUGUUGAGUCCACAUUUUUAUCUGUAUCUGAAAUGUUUAAGGACUUUUCUAGAUGGGUCAAAGAAGAGUUGUCAAAAGAAGUAUCUCGAGAUACACUUUUUCGCAGAGCAUUAAAAAAUGAAAAUAUAUACAUAUACAAACCAAGAUAG